Molecule: messenger RNA, 615 nt
Organism: Fomitopsis serialis
Lineage: Eukaryota; Fungi; Basidiomycota; Agaricomycetes; Polyporales; Fomitopsidaceae
Exons: 7
Coding region: 1-615 (204 amino acids)
Source: RefSeq, a predicted model, not a curated record
AUGUCUUCCGGCGGGCAUGGCACGCAGGGCGGCGGGCACGGCAACGCGGCGAGUGCAUCUGCCUUGCCGCGGGUGUUGACGACAGCUGGAGUGCGGAAUCGAGGCAGGCAGGACGACGAGCCGGGCACGUGGUUCAUCGAGGGACGUUCGACCAGCAAAGACACGACGGAUCGUCGUCCGGCGAGCAAGGCGGGAGAGGGACGGGCGGCGGUGGAGAUCGGGGCGCAGAAGGACUUGCCUGCGCGAGGGGCGCUCUUUGUGGCAGAGCUCUCCCGCGGCGAGGGUGGAUUGCGAGGAGGAGCGCGGGGUGACAAGGCAGAUGGGCGGGGCUACUACGAGGCCGACCACACUCGGACGCGUCCGUCUCCUACAGGCACGCGGCGGCGGUGCAGACGACUGGGGAUGCUGCAGAUGGCGAGGGCAGGGAGAGACGAGUUGGAGUCGAUAGCCGAGUGCGUGGGAGGUGCCCGCAUAGGCUUCACGGACACGACAGUAUCGAUGGUCCUGCAAGACGGAGGUAAGCCGCUCAUUGGCACGGAGAUACCAUGCACGCUCAUGCGAGAGCUGCAGAACGCGGCAGAGACGACUAUGUCGGCGUCCGAGACCCUGUGGUAG